AAUUCCCAACCUGGCUUGAGGCUCCAGGAAGAGAUGUUCUCACAGCCACAACCUCUGUCCACCCACCCACACAUACAGAUGAUGACCUCUAUGGUCAUGAGUUGACCCGAGAUCCAACACCUCAAUCUCAGCCACCCCAUUCCUAUGACUACUCUUCCUCCUCCUCGUCUUCCUCACGAACACAGCCACCUCCACCAGCCUAUCCUCACUCUCAGUCCCCACCCAGUUACCAGACUCCAGCAGCUAAAAUCAGUUACCCAGAGCAACACCCGGCUGCUCCUUAUCAUGCACGGUCCAGCAGUCACUAUCCCACGCCUGCCUAUGAUGGGGGUCCUCAUCCCCAGCAUGGCUACCAUUCUUCCUCUGGUCCUAGGUCACACAAUGCCAACACCUACCACCCUUCAGAAUACAUUGAGCAGAGUGGGUACUACCUUCAAAACCACACGGGUGGACAGAAUGCCUCUAAUAAUCGCUAUUCUGACCAACCUACCAAUGGUUCAAGUGGGUCAUAUCCUAGCACUAACAGACAUGGUGCUUCACACACAUAUUACCCAACUAACAGCCACUAUGCAAUGCAACAGCAGCCUAAUCGCCGUGUUGGUAGCAUAGCUGACUAUGACCCAGUGAAUGAGCAGUAUGGUUCAAUUAGCCAGCACACAGGUUCAGGUGGCUAUCGACAGGAAACAUCAUAUCAG
Molecule: messenger RNA, 695 nt
Organism: Penaeus vannamei (Pacific white shrimp)
Lineage: Eukaryota; Metazoa; Arthropoda; Malacostraca; Decapoda; Penaeidae
Source: RefSeq, a predicted model, not a curated record